Molecule: messenger RNA, 2279 nt
Organism: Linum tenue
Lineage: Eukaryota; Viridiplantae; Streptophyta; Magnoliopsida; Malpighiales; Linaceae
Source: the annotation of a GenBank genome assembly
UCUCGCCCCAAAUCCGAUUGUUCAAUUCCCUUCACUCUCGCCCCUAUCGACGAAUCUUUUUCCUUCUUCUCCUUCCAUCCGCCUUCGUCGUCUCCAGUGACUAUUAAUCGACCAUCACUCUCGACGUUGGCCACUCCUGUCCCACUUUCCUGCGAACCCCCAUCUCUUUCUGCGCUGCCGCCACUUUCCGAGGCAAAUCCCACUGCCGCCGUCCGUGGAACUAGACGCUUCUCACAGUGUUGAGACCUGUCCGCCCGGUCACUGUCACUGCCAGUCUGAGGAAGCCAGCUUGCAGGAGUUGCUCCGAGUUCACCGCCCUCUUCAUUUGCCGUGGAGCAAGUACUCUGCAAAUAUGCACCAAAUUUCCCGCCUCAUAUCACGACUGUCAUCAACCACUAUAGGCACAAGUGUUUCUGCAUCGAGAUUUCUAAAGGAAAAAACUGCACCUGCUUUUGGUUAUGAAGCAAGUCAUCAACUCAUUAAGACCUGUGGCUUUUCUUCAAAGCCGGGCGGUGGUGGUCAAGAUGAAGGAACGAAUGAAUGGGAAAAUGCUGCUACCGGCGGAUCAUCCUUCGGGUCGGAUGAUCUGGGAUGGGACUCUGUUUCAUCAUGGUCGACUGGUUUGACCAAGGAUCAUUUCGAUGGUGAGAUGGUUGGCAAGAUGUCUAGUAGUUCUGCUGGCAAUGCUGCUUCUCAGUCUUUGGCAAUAUCUGAGUUGCAAGAUCUUGAUGAUAAGUUGAAAGAAUUGGAUGCUGAGAACAGGAAGGGCAAGUCUUUUGUUGAUGGAUGGGGGCAGAGGUUGCGCGAGAUAAGUGGGUUGUUGAAGCAAGUAGAGGAGCCUGGUGCCAGAGGUUCUUACCUUAAGGAUUCAGAGAAGGCAGAGAUGUAUCGAUUGCACAAGGAGAAUCCCGAAGUUUAUACUAUUGAGAAGCUUGCCAAGGACUACAGAAUCAUGAGGCAGAGGCUGCAUGCUAUUCUCUGGCUCAAGGAAGAGGAGGAGGAAGAGAGAAAGCGUGGUCGUGUCUUAGAUGACUCGGUCGAACUUCUGCUUGAUACCUGCCCAGAAUUUUUCAUUUCCCAUGACCGAGAGUUUCAUGUAGCAUCCCUUCCUUACAAACCUGAUUUCAAGGUGAUGCCAGAGGGUUGGGAUGGUACGACCAGGGAUCCUGAUGAAGUCCACUAUGAGAUAUCCAAGAAAGAGGAUGAAAUGCUCUAUCAGGAGUUCGUCCAGAGGAUGGAAUUCAACAAAAUGAAAAUUGCUGGGAAGGUGAAAUGCCACAAAUACAGUAGGCGGCGGCCAGCUGAAGGCUGGAACUUCACGGUGGAGAAAAUGGGACCUCAAGGGAAACGUGGUGGCGGUGGUGGCUGGAAGUUUGUGAGCUUACCAGAUGGGUCUAGCCGACCUCUAAACGAGACGGAGAAAGUAUAUGUGAAGCGGGAGACUCCACGGAGGAGACGCAAGAUUUUCCCAUGAUGAUGAUGAUGACCAAAUCUAGUAUGUCAAGGUAUUAUUAGAAGUUAUAAGAGAACAUGUAGUAGAACGGGUAGCUACUAAAUAAGAAAGAAACAGUGCUGUUGGGUUCUGCAUAUGGCUAGCUAAUAGUCUGUACUUAAGGAUUCUAAACCCGAUUUUAACUCUAUUUUGCACAGGGAAGCGACUUUCUUGUUGGGUUUCAGUAUUGGAAACCUGCAACGGGACAGGUUUGGAGCUUGUUUUCCUGAACUAUUCGCAUUCCCAUUUCCAAAUACUCAAACUCAAACGAAGGAGUUUUGCACCCUAACAUUAUAGCCGAGGUUUUUGGACACUCGUGGAUAAUACCUGUCAUAUAUACCCGCUGUUUUCGUAGGAAUACUUUAGAGCAACUAAGGAAGUCACUUGCAAAACUCCUACGCUAGCUCAGGGUGGUCUGUGAAAGUCGCUUGAUCAACUGAGACUCGAUCACUGUAAACAAGUCUGAUGAUCGGAGGAACCAAUCAUACCCGGGGAGUUUCAUCCAACCCAUCCUUCCUAAUUAGGCUCGAGGUCGAGGCUAUAGUCGAACAGUCAGCCACCAGCCCCAGCAAACUGCAUCAAAACAAAAUCAUCUGUCCAUGAAUGAUUCCUGCAGUUGGACAAUGAUUUCUCAUAGCUCAUGCAGAGACCAAGUGGAACGAGCGGUUGUAUGGAUAUACAGACUGCCAAUUUGUUCACUUGAUCAGUUUAAGUUAGACGAUGUAACAACCUUCACUGAUUAAUGAAGUUACAGAUUUCGAUAAAAAAAACUGCUUACAGCGUGGAG